This is a messenger RNA of Gamsiella multidivaricata, 894 nucleotides long. Its product is annotated as carbon-nitrogen hydrolase. The record is from RefSeq and is a predicted model, not a curated record. The transcript is spliced from 4 exons. Lineage: Eukaryota; Fungi; Mortierellomycota; Mortierellomycetes; Mortierellales; Mortierellaceae. Bases 45 to 875 code for a protein of 276 amino acids. Gene Ontology annotation, molecular function: hydrolase activity, acting on carbon-nitrogen (but not peptide) bonds, in linear amides.
ACCUACAUCACUUCUUCCGAUUCAACUCAUUCACAUUCAGGACGAUGCAGCAAAUCAAGAUCGCAGUGGCCCAAUUCCGUGGUGGGCAGUCCGUCGCUGCAAACCUUGCGACCUGCGUCCGUCUUAUGGGUCAAGCUUCCAAGCAGGCCACUCAGAUGAUAUUCUUCCCAGAGGCGUCCGAUUUCAUCGGGAACCCAAGUGACGAAGCAUGGGCGCUCUCACACCCGCUCCAUCUUUCAGGACCAUUUCUUGAAGGAUUAUGCGCAGAAGCCGAACAGCUCGGAAUCUGGUGUUCCGUGGGUAUCCAUGAGCAGAGUCCACACUUGGGCCGACUCUACAACACUCAUGUGCUCAUUAGCGACCAAGGAUCCAUCGUCGAAUCCUAUCACAAGAUCCAUCUCUUCGACGUCGAUAUCGCACAUGGUCCACGUUUGAUGGAGAGCAAGAAUACCGUUGCCGGCAAUAAACUCGUCCGCCCAGUAAGGACACCUGUUGGAAAAGUCGGUCUUGGUAUCUGCUAUGAUCUCCGGUUUCCGGAACUAGCAUUGGCGCUCAGGAGACAGGGUGCCGAGAUUUUGACGUAUCCUUCAGCGUUUACGAUCAAGACGGGGGAGGCGCACUGGGAGGUUCUUCUAAGGAGUAGGGCAAUCGAGACUCAGUCGUAUGUUGUUGCGGCUGCCCAAGUCGGACAGCACUCUGAGAAGAGGUUUAGUUAUGGACAUGCCAUGAUUGUAGACCCAUGGGGCCAAGUAGUUGCAGAGUGCGAUGGCGAAGAGGAAGGGAUUGCAGUCGCGCCUGUAGACCUUUCCAUGUUAGAGCGCAUCCGCACAGAGAUGCCUGUCAUGAACCAUAGACGAUACGAUAUCUUUCCAUAAUAGACAGUUUAUCUCAAAA